CUCGAUUCGGGGGUUGUGUAAAAAAAAUUAAAAAUGAGACUAAAACUGUGAUUAAGCAGCAAAAUUAAUUAAUUCAGCAGUUAAAUACCUGGAGUGAUUUCACUGCGGGGCGUGAGAUUUUUAUUCGUUUACCGGGUUGGAAACGACUAAUUUAGUCGCGUGACGCGUGGCCAAUUUAGAAAUGGCGCGAAAAGAGUUCGUGCGGCUCCAUCAAUAACCAGAAUAAGCGCAUUUAGUGAGGCGUGCGACACCUCGGACAGGAGUGACGAUUAGACAAGAGAGAGAAGGCGAACAUUGCUGUUUACUGCACUUCUCGGCUUGCCGGAGCGCUUGGAGCACAAUGGGAUCUGACCGGCAUACUGAUGCACUUCUUGCGCUGCGUCUCUACGAUCUCAACACCGGCGGCUCUAUCGGCGAUUCUGGCGCACUACCAUCUCUGGGCUUCGCUUUUUUUUAGAUCAGCUCGUCUUUUCUUGUUUUCCAAAUUUAUGCUAGACACGUCGACGUGCGUGCAUCACUGCGUGCUUGAAGCUGAGGGACCGUUUUGGAAGUUGGGGCGGUGUGAGCUGCCUGUCUGUGCGCGAUGUGCAGGGCUGGAGGGUGCAGGGCUGGAGGGUGCUGGAGAGCAGCCCUGCUGUUUCUGCCCGUGCUGAUGGCCGUGACACUCGGCCGCACUCCGAUAUCACACAGGGUUAAUGAGCCCAGCAACAUGUCGUAUGUCAAAGUCACCGUGGACAAACUGCUUAAAGGCUACGACAUUCGGCUCAGGCCGGAUUUUGGAGGUCCUCCGGUUGACGUCGGGAUGAGUAUUGACAUCUCCAGUAUCGACAUGGUGUCUGAGGUGAACAUGGACUACACCAUCACCAUGUAUUUCCAGCAAUCAUGGCGUGAUAAACGCCUGUCCUACACAGGGAUUCCUCUGAACUUGACGCUGGAUAACCGUGUGGCAGAUCAACUCUGGGUGCCUGACACUUACUUCAUAAAUGACAAGAAAUCUUUCGUUCAUGGUGUCACUGUCAAAAACCGCAUGAUUCGGCUGCAUCCAGAUGGAACUGUGCUCUAUGGCAUCAGGAUAACUACAACAGCAGCCUGUAUGAUGGACCUGCGGAGAUACCCACUGGAUGAACAGAACUGCACCCUGGAGAUUGAGAGCUAUGGGUAUACCACAGAUGACAUUGAGUUUUAUUGGCAGGAGGAAAGUUCAGUGACUGGAGUAGACAACAUUGAGUUGCCACAGUUCUCCAUCAUUGACUAUAAAACUUUGUCUAAGAAGGUGGUGUUUGCAACAGGGUCAUACCCUCGUCUGUCCCUGAGCUUUAAGCUGAAGAGAAACAUUGGAUAUUUUAUCCUGCAAACCUACAUGCCCUCAAACCUGAUUACCAUCCUGUCCUGGGUCUCCUUCUGGAUUAAUUAUGAUGCUUCUGCAGCACGGGUUGCCCUAGGAAUCACUACUGUACUGACCAUGACCACCAUCAACACCCAUCUACGAGAGACGCUACCCAAGAUCCCAUAUGUAAAAGCCAUAGAUAUAUAUCUAAUGGGCUGCUUUGUCUUCGUGUUCCUUGCCCUGCUUGAGUAUGCAUUUGUUAACUACAUUUUCUUCGGCCGAGGUCCUCACCUACAGAAGAAAGUGGCAGAAAAAGCUGCUAAGAGCAACAAUGAGAAGAACAGACUGGAGAGCAACAAAAUCCAGGUGGAUGCCCAUGGAAACAUUCCCCUUACUAAUCUCGACCUUCGCCUCACUGGGGCUGAGAUGCUCAGUGGUCUUGGUGACCCUCGGAAUACCAUGUUCUCUUAUGACAGUGCCAGCAUCCAAUAUCGCAAGCCCCUGACAGGCUGUGACCUUUACGGUCGGCCGACUGCUCCCCUCGAGCAGCCAAUCAAGCACAAGAAGGGUCGAUUGAGGAAGCGGGCCUCUCAGCUUAAGGUGAAAAUUCCAGACCUGACAGAUGUGAAUGCCCUCGACAAAUGGUCGCGUGUCAUCUUUCCCAUCACCUACACUUUCUUCAACCUAGUCUACUGGCUUUACUAUGUCCACUAGGGGACAGAAGUGCACUCAGCUUAGCUUCCAAUUAUCAGAUCUGGUCAGGCUUUCUCAAUCUGCAAUUUAAUUUGAUCUCCUGCCAUAUAUAAGCUACACAGUCAUCUAGAUAAUGUACUUAUUAUUAGAUCCUAAUUAGCGCUUUCUAUUCAUCACCCCUGCUUCAUGUGAGAAUGGACUAUAGGGGUGUUAUGGUGCUGUAUCCAAUUGUGUAAAAAUGCACUAUAACCCAGACUUAACACUAAUACCACAACUACAACUGUAGGCAGCAUUUAAAAAGUAAGACACUAGGGUUUUAGCCAAUAAACAAUAUAUACCAGCCUUUUAAAUAUUUGCACUGUUUUGGUAAAUUGUAGACCUAAAGGACACUGCAGUUUUUUUGUGAGUUUGCCCAUGUGCAAAUACAUGCUUGGUGCACAAAAUACUUGUGCAUUAGAUAGUCCUCUAGAGUAGUAGUACUAGAGUAGCCACACUUAGCUCUGGGACAUGUGUUACAACAUGAUGAGAAAUUAGCUGAAAAUACAGCAGGGAUAUAUACAAAUGUUAAAUCUUUUCACAAAACCUGUGUAAAAGUGUGUUUCUUUAAUUAAGAAGUCAGGUAUUUUAAAAAAAUGUCACCAUAAUUUCUUGUACUAACAAACAAUACCAUGUGUCAUUGUAUACACUUAACAUGGCAAAGAAGCCAAGUCUUACUCUGUGUCAUUUGAAAAGGCUGAAGGAAAUAAAGACACAGACACCA
This is a messenger RNA of Tachysurus fulvidraco (yellow catfish), 2780 nucleotides long. It is a transcript of the gene gabrb1, whose product is annotated as gamma-aminobutyric acid type A receptor subunit beta1. The record is from RefSeq and is a predicted model, not a curated record. Gene Ontology annotation, biological process: signal transduction; monoatomic ion transmembrane transport; regulation of membrane potential. The transcript has 10 exons. Gene Ontology annotation, molecular function: neurotransmitter receptor activity; GABA-A receptor activity; extracellular ligand-gated monoatomic ion channel activity. Gene Ontology annotation, cellular component: membrane; neuron projection; GABA-A receptor complex. NCBI's taxonomy places the organism in Eukaryota, Metazoa, Chordata, Actinopteri, Siluriformes, Bagridae. The coding region runs from base 584 to 2041 and encodes 485 amino acids.